AUAAAUCCAUUACCAAAGCUUUAAGAUAUAUAGCACAAGGAUGGCUAAAGGAAUGAAGUCCCUAAACGCCAUUCAUGGAGCUAUCUUCUUUGUUUUAUUUGCAGUACUUAUAAACACCGCCGCUUCUGAUUCUUCACCACAACUUCCCGACAAUGCAGCUGCCCUAGACGCUUGGUUUUCUUCCUAUGUGAAGCCGGUCGGAGGCCGUAAAGGCCUAGAUCCACUUCUUGUCGCUGCUGAGGCUAAACCUAAGAUCAUUAGGGUUAGGCAAAAGGGAGGCGGAGAUUUUAAGACGAUAACCGACGCGGUUAAGAGUAUCCCGUUAAAGAAUACGCAGAGAGUGAUUGUGGAUAUUGGUGAUGGUGUUUAUACUGAGAAAGUUACCAUCGGUGUUGAUCAACCGUUCGUUACAUUUUAUGGUUCUUCAAAGAGUAUGCCAACUCUUGCUUUUGGUGGCACUGCUAAACAAUAUGGAACUGAUGAUAGCGCCACUUUGAUUGUUAUGGGUGAUUAUUUUGUUGCUGCCAAUAUGAUUAUCAAGAAUACUGCACCAAGGCCAGAAGGGAAACCAGGAGGUCAAGGUGUUGCUUUAAGAAUAUGGGGAAAUAAGGCAGCCCUUUAUAGCUGUAGACUUCUUGGAUUUCAAGACACUUUGUGUGAUGAUCAUGGCAUGCAUUUCUACAAGGAUUGUUAUAUUGAAGGCACUGUCGAUUUCAUUUUCGGACGUGGAAAAUCUAUGUUCGUGAACACAAUGAUACAUGUGGUCAAGGAUAUAUACUUGACCGUGAUUACCGCUCAUGCGCGAUCGAUGCCAGAAGAAGAUACUGGAUUUGUAUUUGCUCAUUGUCGUAUUUCCGGUGACGGAGAUGGUGCAGCCAAUAGAAAUGGAGCGUAUUUAGGGCGAGCAUGGAUGGCGAUGCCCCGAGUUAUCUUUGCUCAUACUAGAAUGAGUAAAGCUGUCUGCCCGGAUGGAUGGUAUGACAAUGUUCAUCCUGAAAGACAAAAGACCGUGGAAUUUGCAGAAUACAUGAGUACUGGACCAGGAUAUACUCCAGGAAAGCGUGUGAAAUACAGCAAGCAAUAUACGGCUGCACAAGUGAAACCCUACCUUUCUCUUGACUUCAUUCGUGCUGCUGAAUGGCUGCUUCCUCCACCAAAACUUUAAAUUUUUUAAGUUUGCCUUCAAUGUUGUAAUGUUAUAUUCAUAAUUGAUUCUUAUGUGUAUUUAACAUUUCAACUUUCUGAUAUUGUAAUUUAUGUUUUUGUAUCAACUUUCAAAUAUUCAAUAAAUUUUCCAUCAAUGUUGUAAA
Mercurialis annua (annual mercury) is the source of this 1310-nucleotide messenger RNA. Its product is annotated as pectinesterase PPME1-like. Gene Ontology annotation, molecular function: pectinesterase activity. The record is from RefSeq and is a predicted model, not a curated record. The transcript is spliced from 4 exons. Gene Ontology annotation, biological process: cell wall modification. Lineage: Eukaryota; Viridiplantae; Streptophyta; Magnoliopsida; Malpighiales; Euphorbiaceae. Bases 41 to 1165 code for a protein of 374 amino acids.